AUGUUUGAAAAGUGCAUUUUGGACAAUCUGGAUGAUUUGAAUGAGAAAUGGAUCGAAAAGCGGUUGUUGGACGGGUGUAACUGCACAAUAAUACGAGACAUAAAUCUGUUGAUGACACUGCAUUGUGAAUCGUUCCCAUUUGAGCACGGAGUUGCAGUUCAAGUUUUUUAUUUCUUCAUAUUCACCGCUAUUAUCGUGCUCGCUUUAUGCGGCAAUUUCACUGUGUUAUGGAUUGUGUUGUGUCAUGAACGAAUGCGCACAGUGACGAAUUAUUAUCUGCUGAAUUUGGCCAUAUCGGAUGCUACCAUAUCCAUAUUCAAUACGGGCUUUUCAUGGUCCUACAAUUUUUACUAUGUAUGGAAAUUCGGUUCAACUUACUGUGCAAUUAGUAACAUGAUGGGUAUUGCACCGAUAUGUUCGAGCGUUUUCACGAUGAUUGUUAUGAGCAUUGAUAGAUAUAUGGCGAUUGUGCAUCCGUUAAAGCGUCGUUUAGGGCAUCGUGCAACUGUAACGGCUAUUAUUUGCAUAUGGUUUCUGGCGUUUCUGUGUGGUUUGCCGGCUAUAUUAGCAUCGAAACAAGAGGUUAACUUUUUUAUUGGUGAAGAUGGGCAGGUAUUCGUUGAUCCAGUUUGCUUGGCUGAUAACUUUCCAGAUGGUAACGCUCUCACGAGUCAAAUGUUCAAAAUGUUAGUUCUAAUGCCUCAAUAA
Molecule: messenger RNA, 708 nt
Organism: Anisakis simplex (herring worm)
Lineage: Eukaryota; Metazoa; Nematoda; Chromadorea; Rhabditida; Anisakidae
Source: the annotation of a GenBank genome assembly